GUUGUUGAAAGGUAUAAGAUAUGCCUAAACAACACAAACUUCCACAUUUUGGCAACUCAUGACGACAACCCAGGACUGCUAAACCCCUCAAAAGUUUAGAAAUGUGGAUAAAAGUAACAAGCUUACUGUUGCAGUAGGCUAAAUUUACAUAAAUUACUAACAUAUUUAAAUAUAACAAUAUAUCUAUCCCCUAAUAAAAAUUAUUUUGUUAAAGUCAUUGGCCGGACACAAUAGAAUUGUGAAUCAACCUUGCAAGCAAAGGGUUAAAAGGUGUCACGGAGCCUUGCACACAGGUGCCUUUUCUCCAGUCCGCGUCAGAGACUGAAGUCUCUGAAGACUUUUUAGUAAGAUCAUCAUAACUGUAACUCGUCUGCGAUCUGCAGUCGGUAAAGACUAGCCACUGUAAUUCAUGUAGUUUCAUCCCAAGUAAUAGGUUUCACAUACCGCUACCUAAUCUCUUCGGACUAUUAUACGUGGAUUCACACAGACUGGGGAGUCCUCCUGCUACAAAUCGCGUUGAACACAUGUCUCCACGCCGUUUUUAUUUGUCAAAUUAGUUCGUGUACAUUUUGCUGGGUUGUUAAACUGACAGGUUUUCACAUCGGAAAGUAAACUUCAACAUUCAAAUACGUUUUUAAUUAUUUGGGAUCUUUGCGAUCGUCCGUUACGCGCUGGAUAUGUGGUGGAUGUUGUUUCCCCGGUGGAUUUGGUUUGUGUUUGGACGAUGUUUCGUCUUCUACUUAAUAGUAGACCACGCUCGGGUAAGAGCUAUGCCCAUGUCUGUUGCCAAAGUGGUUUACUCUCAUGCAGGAAUGUGUCCCAACGAGAUGAACCCCAACUUGUGGGUGGAUGCAAUGAGCACCUGCAUGCGCGAAUGCGAAUCCGACCAGGACUGUGAGACCUUCGAAAAGUGCUGCCCCAACGUGUGUGGUAACAAAAGCUGCGUGGCGGCGCGCUACAUGGACAUCAAAGGAAGCAAGGGUCCCGUGGGCAUGCCAAAGGGUGCCACCUGCGACAAGUUUAUGUGCACCCAGCAGGGUUCCGAGUGUGACAUCUGGGAUGGCCAACCCGUGUGUAAGUGCCGUGACCGCUGUGAGAGGGAGCCCCACUUCACUUGUGCCUCGGACGGGAUGACCUACUACAACAAGUGCUACAUGGACGCGGAGGCCUGUUCCAAGGGCAUCUCCAUCUCCAUGGUCACCUGCAGGUACCACCUCACCUGGCCCAACACCAGCCCACUUCCCCUGGAGACCACCCUGCGGCCAACCACCGCCCUCCUGGAAACCACCCUCCCCGCCGACAUCCACCCUCCCAGUAUACUCAGCAGCCCAACCCAGCAGGCUGUGUUUGUUGGCGAGACGGCCGGCUUCCUGUGUGAGGUUUCUGGAAAGCCCCACCCAGAAGUGACAUGGGAGAAGCAGCUGGAGGGGAAGGAGAACACGGUGAUGGGGCCCAAUCACGUGAAGGGGAACAUGGUGGUCACCAAUAUCGGCCAGCUGGUCAUCUACAACACCCAGCCGCAAGACGCUGGCAUCUACACCUGCACCGCCAAGAACGUGGGCGGCACCGUAGCCUCCCACUUCCCUCUGGCGGUCAUCCAGAAAACCCCAGGGCGCAGAGAGGGGGCUGGUGCGAACACAACCCACCUGCCCUUCCCCGCCGAGGAGUGUCUAAAGGGGCCGGACACAGAAGACUGUGGGGAAGAGAUCAUUAGCUGGCACUACGAGUCCAAGAGGAACAACUGCUUUACCUUCACCUACAGCCAGUGCAACAAGAACCGCAACCACUUUGACACCUAUGAGGCUUGCAUGCUGUCAUGUGGGGCAGAGUUGUCGGCUCCAUGCAGCCUCCCCAGCCUCCAAGGCCCAUGCAAGGCCUACGAGCCGCGCUGGGCCUACAGCAGCAGCCUCAAGCAGUGCCAGUCAUUCGUCUACGGAGGCUGUGGCGGCAACGAGAACAACUUUGAGUCCAAAGAAGCCUGUGAGGAGAUGUGCCCCUUCCCCAAGAACAACAACUGCAAGAUGUGCAAACCACGGGGCAAAAUGGUGGCCAUUUUCUGCAAGAGUGAUUUUGUGAUCCUUGGCCGUGUGACAGACCUGACAGAAGAGCAGGACUCGGGCCAUGCCCUGGUGACGGUGGAAGAGAUCCUGAAAGACGAGAAGAUGGGCCUCAAGUUCUUCGGCCAGGAACCCUUGGAGGUCACGCUACUCAACAUGGAUUGGAGCUGCCCAUGUCCCAACAUCACCAGGGCUGACAGCCAGCUCAUCAUCAUGGGGGAUGUCCACAACGGCAUGGCUGUUCUCCAGCCUGACAGCUUUGUGGGCUCCUCCAGCACACGGAGAGUCCGGAAGCUCCGUGAGGUUGUCCAAAAGAAGACCUGUGAUGUUCUCAAAGAGUUUUCCACCACCCAGUAGAUCUGUAUGAGAUUUCCUCUUUCCUGUUACCCCCCCCCCCCCUCUCUCUCUCUCUCUCUCUCGUUCUCUCUCUCUCACUUUCCGUCUGAAAAGAUCCUCAACAGUCUGCAGAGAACUAGUGUCCACAAUAUCUGUUGGGAGCUUUUUCAAAAUCUUUCUUUUUACAGGUCUGUUGGUACACAUUUCAGAAUUAGAACACAAUUUCAGGAAAUCACUUUCUAAGCAUUCAUGCUACCAGACUGGUUCAUUCUUUUUUCUGUCUCAAUACAUACCCUCCAAUGACCAGAACAAGGCUCUGAAGGACUUUGUGAAAGUAUCUCCCAAAUGAACAGUUUCAGCCACGCAAUGAUUUUUUUCUUUCCAUUGGCCCCCAUACUAAUAUUUGGGCAACAAAUGUUGGGACUCAAGUACGCACUGCACAUAUAAUAUGAGACUGGAGGUUCUUUUGAAAUGUGAGAUUCACUAUUUACUAGUUGAUAAAAAGUAUAUAGUAGUGGAAACUUGUAUCAAGCACUUAACAAUAUUCUAGUCCAACUAAAAUGAAAGUAAAUUUAAAUCCAAAAGUAUUAUCUUGAACAUACUAAUGCCUUACAGAUAGCUAUAAAUUGUAUUCCUUAACAAUAACUAUUAUUAUUCAUGGUAAGUGGGUUCUCAAUAGAGACGUUUUGUAAUAUAUGUUUUGAGCUCUUGAGCUUGCAAUGAAGUUAUGCCACAAGCUUCAACUAUCUACCAGAAUCAAAUAAGCUUUUUCAUUCCACUCAGUGGGAUUCACUUUUGAAUGACUUUAUGAACCUGUACUAAACAUCAUAUUUAUUUUUGAGUUGUCUUUACAUUGCUAAGAGCAGUUGGGAGAAUGUGUAAUCUUUUUCUUUGUAAAUUCAUUUGAGAAAGUUGACAAUAUGUAGGAAAGCAACAUAUUCAUCCAAUGUAGGAUGUUUUAGAAUCUACAUAAUGACAUUUAUGGAACAAAAUGAUAAAAAAAUAAAAACCUUCAGUUUU
Molecule: messenger RNA, 3413 nt
Organism: Osmerus eperlanus (European smelt)
Lineage: Eukaryota; Metazoa; Chordata; Actinopteri; Osmeriformes; Osmeridae
Gene: wfikkn2a
Product: info WAP, follistatin/kazal, immunoglobulin, kunitz and netrin domain containing 2a
Exons: 3
Coding region: 678-2414 (578 amino acids)
Biological process (GO): transforming growth factor beta receptor signaling pathway
Cellular component (GO): extracellular region
Molecular function (GO): transforming growth factor beta binding; serine-type endopeptidase inhibitor activity; receptor antagonist activity
Source: RefSeq, a predicted model, not a curated record